This is a messenger RNA of Maudiozyma barnettii, 3216 nucleotides long. RefSeq lists its product as uncharacterized. NCBI's taxonomy places the organism in Eukaryota, Fungi, Ascomycota, Saccharomycetes, Saccharomycetales, Saccharomycetaceae. Gene Ontology annotation, biological process: ribosomal large subunit export from nucleus; ribosomal small subunit export from nucleus; protein export from nucleus. Gene Ontology annotation, molecular function: small GTPase binding; nuclear export signal receptor activity. Bases 1 to 3216 code for a protein of 1071 amino acids. The transcript has a single exon. The record is from RefSeq and is a predicted model, not a curated record. Gene Ontology annotation, cellular component: nucleus; cytoplasm.
AUGGCAACAUUACCUCAGUUAGGGACAAAUUUCGAUAUUAGCCUUCUUGAUAAAAUUGUAGAUAUAUUCUACAAUGGAACAGGUGAAGCACAACAAAAAGCACAGAGAGAGUUAACAAGUUUUCAAGAUGAUCCUAACUCAUGGACAAAAGCGGAUCAAAUCUUACAAUUUUCGAAGAAUAAUAAUACAAGAUUUAUCGCACUGUCAGUACUAGACAAAUUAAUCAGGACAAGAUGGAAAUCAUUACCACAAGAACAGAGGGUUGGUAUAAGAAAUUUUGUAGUUGGAAUGAUCAUAUCUCUUGUAAAGGACGAAACAAAGAGAGGGACUCUAAAAGAAAAUCAAUUAAUUCAUAAAUGUGAUUUAACUUUGGUUGAAAUUUUAAAACAAGAAUGGCCAGAAGGAUGGCCUGAUUUUAUCCCUGAGUUGAUUAAAAGUUCAACAAUGGAUAUAAAUAUCUGUGAAAAUAAUCUUGUAAUACUAAAAUUAUUGUAUGAAGAAAUAUUUGACUACUCUUCAGGUCAAAUGACUCAAGCCAAGACUACUAAAAUGAAAAAGUCGAUGUCUGAAGUUUGCCUCCAGAUAUACAUACAUAUUAUAGAUAUAUUAAAGUUAGAAAAGUAUUCUGCCACCUUAGAACUGUCUGCAUUGGAAUGCUUACUUAAUUAUUUGGAAUGGGUAUCCCCUGAAUAUAUAUUUCAAAGUGAUGUUUUACAACUUUUAAGUUCGAAUUACAUUAAGAGAUCAGAAACGAGAAAUCUAACAAUAAAAUGCCUAACUACAAUAACAUCUGUUGCAGUUCCGAAAUUUCCCCAAAAUAUUACCCAAAUGGUCGAAUCGUUCGUUUAUGUGUUAAAAAAUUUAACUACUGAUUUCCCUUCUGCAAGUUCAGGCCUUAAACUCACAUAUGCAUCCUCAAAUUUUACAAGACAACAGUUCUUUCAAGAUCUCACAACAUAUUUGACAAAAUUCCUAAAAGUUUAUAGAGAAAAGUUAGAGGUUGAUAACGCUGAAUUAAGAACUGUACUUUUAACUGCACAUGGGUAUCUAGUUCAAUUAACAAGGAUUGAUGACACAGAAAUUUUCAAGACGUGUUUGGAUUAUUGGCAUGAAUUAACAUCGGCAUUAUUUGUAGAGAUACAGCAAUACCCGAUAGCAGAUCUUCUCCCUUCACUGGAACUAUCGUUUGAAAUGAAACAAUCCGGUGCAAUGAGCCCUCAGAUUUUAAAACAAGUACCAUUAAAGAAACACAUAUAUGAACAGAUAUGUUCACAAUUAAGAAAAAUAAUAAUCACAGAAAAGAUGGUACGACCAGAAGAAAUAAUAGUGGUAAAAGAUAUCGAUACCGGUGAGGUGGUCAGAGAAGUUGUACAUGAUAGUGAGAUGUUGGAUUUAUAUUAUUCUGAAAAGGAAACUUUAGUAUAUUUGACUUAUUUAGAUUUUGAUGAUACAGAACGAAUCAUUAUGGAAGAAUUAGAAAGACAAUUAAACAUGUUAAUACUAUAUACUAAUGGCGAAGAAGAAAACCAAAAUGGUUGGUCAUGGGAUAAUCUAAAUUGCCUAUGUUGGUCAAUUGGAUCCAUCCCAUCUACAAUUAGUGAAGAAAGCGAAAAUAACUUUAUUAAAAGUAUUUUAGAUAAAUUAACAAUGAUCAAAGAUGAUCAUAUAACUAAUUCCAACGAUAGAGCUCUCUUUGAUUCCAAUGUAAUGUAUAUUGUAGGGCAAUAUCCUAGAUUUAUGAAAAACCAUUGGCAAUUUUUACUUCAAAUAAUUAACAAAUUAUUCCAAUGUAUGCAUGAUAUAAAUGAGGGUAUUCGGGACAUGGCUUGUGAUACCUUUGCAAAAAUUGUUAGUAGAUGUAAAUAUCAAUUUGUUAUCAAUAAACCAGAAGACAAUACAUCCAGUGUACCGUUGAUCAAAAAUAUUAUUGAUAAUAUAAAGAAUAUCACGAGUGAUUUGACUCAGCCCCAACUCUCCUCUUUUUAUAGAUCAUGUGCAGCAGUUGUCAGAGAAGAACGAAACUAUACGUUAAGAUAUCAACUACUUUCAGAUUUAAUGAAUUUUCCAAAUGGUGGUUGGAAAUCGAUAUUGAGUUUACAAUUAGAAGUAGACACAGACGAUAAAUUCAAAGGGCUUAUUAAAAUAUUAGACGUUAAUAUAGCCGUAUGUGAAUCUAUUGGUCGUCAUUAUGCACCCCAAUUAGAACAAAUUAAUAUUGAUUUGAUUGGGCUGUAUGGUGUAGCGUCAGAAUGUAUUCAAAACGAAAUAAAAAAUGUGCAAGUUAACGAUACUUCAAAAAUCAGGAUAUGCCGUUCCAUUAAGAGAAAAAUAUUACUCCUAUAUAAGCUUUUCAUUUCUGAUUUAAACGGUGUAGAAUUUGAUAAAUACCUCUCACCUUUAUUGAAGUUAUUCUUAGAGGUGAGUAUGAAGGAUUAUAGAUUUGGACCUACGAAUUUUAAAGAACCUGAAGCGUUAUUAUACGCCAAUAACGUAGUCUUAAAUUGUGGCCAAAGGUAUCCAGAUAUUGUUAUUAUUAUCCUCGAAAAUACCUUUUUAUCCAGCUUAGAGAUGAUAAAGAAUGACACAGACAAUUUUCCUGAGCAUAGACUUUAUUUUUAUCAAUUGUUAAGAACGAUCACCUAUAAAAGUUUCUCUGUCUUAAUAGAGUUUCCUAUCAAUGAUUUCUUCAAGAUAUUUUUUGAUACUAUUUGUUGGUCGUUUAAACAUCAUAAUAGAGAAAUAGAAGAAACAGGGUUACAAAUUGCCAUUGAUAUGCUAAAUAAUGUUGAUCGACUAAAUGACAAUACGGAAUUCCAAACUAAAUUCUAUCAAAAGUAUUAUUUGAAUCUAGUGAAUGAAACUUUAUAUGCAUUGACUGAUUCUGACCAUCAGCCAGCAUUUGCUAAGCAGGCCUUAUUAUUUAGAAAUUUAUUAAUGCUGACGUAUGAUGAUCGAAUCCCAAUACCAUUAACCAAUACUGGGGACAUUACAGGAAAUUACUCUAACACAAUAUACUUAAAUGAAUAUAUUACAAAACUUUUAACCAGCGCAUUUCUUAAUUUGACAGUGACACAAAUAGAAAACUUUCUCAAUGCAUUGAUGAAGAAUUACAAUAAUGUGGCACUAUUUACAAAUACUGUAAGCGAUUUUUUAAUCCAGUCCAAAGAGAUCGGUGCAGAUCCAACAGAUUAUUUUUACGAUGAAGAGACACGCUAA